AUGUCUUUCUUUUGCUUGAUUACAGUCAGGAGUCACAUGCUACCGAAGUACAGACUUCAGAGAUGCGAGAAAGUGAGAGGCAUGUGUAAGACUUUCUGCAGUGAUGAUGAAUAUGAUUAUGGCUACUGCAUCAAAUGGAGGAACCAGUGCUGCAUCUAA
Molecule: messenger RNA, 159 nt
Organism: Psammomys obesus (fat sand rat)
Lineage: Eukaryota; Metazoa; Chordata; Mammalia; Rodentia; Muridae
Product: beta-defensin 110-like
Exons: 1
Coding region: 1-159 (52 amino acids)
Biological process (GO): innate immune response
Cellular component (GO): extracellular region
Source: RefSeq, a predicted model, not a curated record